Messenger RNA from Chlamydomonas reinhardtii, 2178 nucleotides. RefSeq lists its product as uncharacterized. The transcript has 6 exons. The record is from RefSeq and is a predicted model, not a curated record. Bases 19 to 747 code for a protein of 242 amino acids. Lineage: Eukaryota; Viridiplantae; Chlorophyta; Chlorophyceae; Chlamydomonadales; Chlamydomonadaceae.
UAUCUCAAAAUCAGGAUAAUGCAUCCACUAAGACAGCAAUACCGCGUGUCGGAGGGCCUGGCGCGGCCAGGCGAGGUUCGGAGCGCCAUGCCAAGUCAACUUCACCAGCGCCGCGUCCAUCUUGGGCCGUGUGCAGCGGCUCACCCCGGUGCCGGCUCGAACUUUGCGCUGGAGACCAUGAGUGAGGACGGCCAGGGCUGGGUGUGGGACGAGCUGGGCCAGAAGCUGGUGGGGCUCAAGCACAGCACGCCCCGCGCCACUUGCAAGACCACGUCGCUGCUGUCCUACCGCGGCGACCUCAGUAGCGGCGAGAAGGCCUUGCGCGUGGAGCGCCUCAACCUGGACCUGGGCUGGGAGGCCACUGCCCGCGGCGCCGAGGAUCGCACCUUCACCGGACUGGCCAAGGUCAAGUUCGGCGGCAGUGAGGACGGCCAGGAUACGGUGGAUGUGCAGGUUGCGGUGGACCCGCACUGCCUCAGCGCGCUGCCGGAGGAGCGCGAGAAGCUGGUCAAAGAUGUAGUGUACGCGGUGGAGUCUCUGGACACAGCCAUUAUGGAGCAGCUAAAUGACUUCCUAUGGUCCAUGGAGCGGCACAAUGUGCUCAACGGAAGCAGCGACGUCUCCUUCAGCAGCAACGCCGAGGCGGAGGCGGCCUCAGCAGCGGUAGCAGCCGCGGCAGCGGCAGAGAUCAGCCCUGGCAGCAACGGGAACCUCGGCUCGGGGGUCAAGGCCGGCCGCCGGCAGUAGCUGGCGGGACUGCUGGCCUGAUGGCUGUAGCUGCUGCUGAUGGCGGGUGGCAAUGCGCCAAUACCGUGCCACCAGGCGGAUGAGCGGAUCCACAGGGAUGCUCGUGCACUCAUGCUGCACUAGUGCAGGGGGCAACUUGUGGCGGCUUAGUGGCUGUCCAUUGAGGCACGCGAUGGACCCAUUGGGGCAUGGCGGUAGUUGCAAUGUGCGUUCAAGCCGGUUGAGAGGCGUUUGGAGCGGGCGAGAGAGACGGCACGCAGCGCUUUAGAGUGCUGCGGGCUUUAGGCUUCGAUGUCAUCAUGUCCAGAUCCAUUACUGCUGGCCGGCGCAUGAAGCACACCGAGGAGGGACUCAGCGGUGAAGGGCGUGUGCAGUCGGAUGGUACGGUGCCGGGACCAGGCCGAACCGCGCGCUACCUACCCUGGCACAUACCAGCGCACAUGUUUGUUUUGUUGAAGUUGCGUGCGCCUGUGCUGUUCGACCGCCUGGACACUUGCUUCGGUGUGUGGGAACGCGGCGUUGGCGAGAGCCACGAAUGGCCCUCAUACCGUGAGGGCAUGUCGCAACCGUGGAGGGCACUGUAAUGAGUACUUUACUAAAUAACGCUGCCGCAUUGUUAUUGCAUACUGCAGCUUCUGAGGGCGAUUCAUGCGGGUUGGCUCGAACGCGGGGCGGUAAACGGUUGGGCCGGGCGCGAGUGCAAUAGUGCAUGCAAGGCCCCAGAGCACCCAAUACGUGUUUUUUCGGCACGCGCUGGUGGAGAUGCUGCUGGGGCACAAGCGACCUGCAUCGCUGCAGACUGGCGGCGGCGGCGGCGGCGGCAGCGGCGGCGGCGGCGGCAGCAGCGGGGGUGCGUGCGCACAUCUUGGAAGCGGAGGGGGCGGGAAAGGCCACGUGGAGGAGGAGAGCGCAGCGCCGCCCAAGAAGCGGCGCAAGCGCGCAGGCUGAGGAGCCGGCUGGUGUCUAGGUAGCGGUCCGCGGUGGGGCUGGCAGGGCAUGCGUAGCGGCAUGACAAGUAGUGCGGCUGUGGAGAACUGUGCUGCGUCUGGCUGCGGUUGGCUCUGCUGUGGCAUCGCGAUUGCUAGGCACCUGGUUUGGCUAUGUGCCUGUGGAAACCGACCCCGGCUAUGUCCGGGCGAUGAGGAUAGCUGGGCGAUGUUCCAUGCUCUGUGCAUGGAAUGCAAGCGCACUGUAUGCUUCACUGAUUCUGCUUGAGUGCGCCCAUACUCAGAAACAUUUAAGGUAUCCCCGUUAGCGCGGCACUGCUCACUAAUGGACGUUUACAGGGCAGCCCCGGUGAGACGCGGCCGUCAUUUACAGUGGUAGGGUGGACUGGACUGGAGUGGUGGUAGCGGCCUGGACACGGCCAGAACACCGAAUUCUUGAAACUUAGGCAAGCCCACCCUUACAGGCGACCUCCUCUACUCGGGA